Molecule: messenger RNA, 1962 nt
Organism: Venustampulla echinocandica
Lineage: Eukaryota; Fungi; Ascomycota; Leotiomycetes; Helotiales; Pleuroascaceae
Exons: 3
Coding region: 1-1962 (653 amino acids)
Biological process (GO): positive regulation of transcription by RNA polymerase II
Cellular component (GO): nucleus
Molecular function (GO): transcription cis-regulatory region binding; DNA-binding transcription factor activity
Source: RefSeq, a predicted model, not a curated record
AUGGGAGGCUUCAGAAGUCGCGCGCAAGCCGGCGGCAGAUUAAGCCAGCUCUUAGACAGAAACCCCUGCAACCUAAUGACAGAAGAUGAAGUUAUGCAGUCCAUUACAAAAAUCGAUCAAUCUGCCACCAAUCCAGCUACGACUACCUUCGGCCCUUUCUCGGUUUUUGGGCUCAACCCUUCUUCUUAUUCGGAUUCAGCAACCUCGGACACUCACGCUGGGGCCAACGAAGCUGGAGAGCGCUCGCCAUUUCAAGAGACGCACUACAACUGCGAUGAAUUAGGCUCUCAGCAUCAAAGCAAUAGUAUAGAUUAUGUAGGAGGAAGUCAAUCAACCAUCUCAGACGAUGCUUUCGAACUGCCGAACACGCCGUUUAGCCCAGGUUAUGAAGCAUUUUCCGAUUCGCCAGACUCAUCAACAGGCCCAACAGGCGAUCCUAUAAGUUACCCCGACGAACGAGAUCCGAUGGGAAUAUCGACCCAAGCCCUUACUGAGUCGUCCGAUAAGAUGCCUUUCUGUGAUGAUGGUGUCGACGAUGAAGGGAGAAGGGUUAUUGAACUUUUGAGUAUAAUUUCUUCUCAACCUCAGACAAUCGCUCUGAUACCGCCAGAAUUGGAUGACACAGCGCUGCAAACACCCGGCCAAGCAAACCAACUAACCCAUUGGUCAAACGCGCCUUUGAAUGGCACCGAAUCAUGGCUUCGAAACAGGAAAUUAAUGAAACUCGAUUACGGUCUUUCCACACCCCUAGGUGGGAACCCGACAGCUGCUAUGCUGAUACAUCAUUACACGAAACAUAUGGUACACCUAAUGCAGCCGGUUUUUCACCAAGGAAAUCCCUUUAGAACCAUAUACCUCCCGCUUGCAAUUGAGGGGUCUCCCGAUCUAGAAGUAGCAAGGGGCUCAGAUCGCGUUUAUUCGCCAGGUGUUACGGUUUUUCACAGUCUUAUGUCCACGGCUGCAACGCACUUGCUUAGCCUACGAUCUGGAGAAGAGGGCCUUCAGCAACUUGCUUGUCAUCAUAAACAACGUGCGCUCAUUGCACUUCGAAGUGCCCUAGCAACACAAUCAAGUAAUUACAAGGACCUGAUGACAGCCAUUCUGUCUCUGGUGUCCGCAGAUAUUAUCGAUGGCGGUACUCAUGACCAUUGGAUUCACUUAGAGGCAGCGAUUCGACUUCAAGCCUCCCGGCACUAUGGAAGUUUAGUUAGUCGGGAAACUCGUCAACUCAAUAUUAUAUGCAGAAUGCUGCAUCUAUUUGCUCAGACAGCGCUGCCACAACCAGAACCUAAGCCGUGGCCUGGAGUUGACCACGUUCCAACUGGUGCCGACUUUGACUACUCAGAGCCUAGUAUUGAGUUCAUCUACGGAAUUACCACAUCUAUCGCUGGGGCCAUUCUCAAGAUUUUCCGACUUAUACAAUAUAUCGCCUACUACAAAGAUCAAGUAUACCCCCAAACUCUCAUGCAGGCUUGUGAGACACUAGGGGACGAUCUAUCCUCUUGGACAAUAUAUUCCGAACCGUUCUCUGCAAUUGACCCAGCGCAAGAACAUAUGUUAAAAAUAGCACGUGCCCAGGCAAGGGCAUUUCACUCCGCAGCUCUAAUAUAUUACUAUCGUUCGAUACAAAAGUGUGCCAGGGAAUGCCUUCAUCUAGAGCAACAAACGGCCAUUGCUGCUAUGAACGAGGCGGAAGAUCUUAAAGACUCCUUCUGCAGGGACAGGAGCUCCUUGCCAGCACCAAUCACGUGGCCAGCAUUUAUUGCCUCCUGCGAGGCUGUCGACGAAGAUCGUAGUCAGUGGGACAAGUGGUGGAGUCGAGUGCAGAAAUAUCAAAUGGGAAAUUACUCCAGACAGCAAAGUAUUAUUCAUAGCGUUUGGGCGCAGUUGGACAACAGCGAGACUUCGAUGGACUGGAGAGAGGCUCUUACGGCAAUGAAUUUGAGAAUCAUACCGGUUUGA